Messenger RNA from Talpa occidentalis (Iberian mole), 3549 nucleotides. RefSeq names its product importin 4 (gene IPO4). The transcript has 30 exons. Gene Ontology annotation, biological process: protein import into nucleus. The record is from RefSeq and is a predicted model, not a curated record. Gene Ontology annotation, cellular component: nucleus; cytoplasm. Lineage: Eukaryota; Metazoa; Chordata; Mammalia; Eulipotyphla; Talpidae. Gene Ontology annotation, molecular function: nuclear import signal receptor activity; small GTPase binding. Bases 69 to 3311 code for a protein of 1080 amino acids.
AGUGGGGUCCAGAAACUCCACGUGCGGUCCCUCCCCCUACCGGCCGCCGCGGCGGCUCCGCUGCUGCCAUGGAGCCCGCGGGUCUGGAGCAGAUCCUUCGGGAGCUGCUGCAGCCGGACACCGAACGCAUCCGCCGGGCCACCGAGCAGCUCCAGAUCGCUCUUCGGGACCCCGCCGCCCUGCCCGCGCUCUGCGACCUGCUGGCCUCGGCCGCCGACCCUCAGAUCCGCCAGUUUGCGGCCGUGCUGACCCGCAGACGACUGAGCACCCGCUGGCGACGGCUGGCGGCGGAUCUUCGGGAGAGCCUCAAGUCCCUGGUUCUGACGGCACUCCAGAAAGAAACAGCGCACUCUGUGAGCCUUAGUCUGGCCCAGCUCUCAGCAACCAUUUUUCGAAAGGAAGGCCUGGAGGCCUGGCCUCAGCUCAUGCAGCUACUUCAACACAGUACCCACAGCCCCCACCUGCCAGAGAGAGAGAUGGGACUUUUAUUGCUAAGUGUGCUGGUGUCCUCCCGACCCGAGGCCUUCCAGCGCCACCACCGGGAACUUCUUCGGCUUCUAAAUGAGACCCUUGGUGAGGUGGGCUCUCCUGGCCUCCUCUUCUACUCCCUGCGCACACUAACCACGAUGGCCCCCUACCUCGGCACUGAGGAUGUGCCACUCGCACGGAUAUUGGUGCCCAAACUCCUCAUGGCUGUGCAAACUCUGAUCCCUGUAGAUGAGGCAAAGGCCUGUGAGGCCGUAGAGGCCCUGGAUGAACUGCUGGAGUCAGAAGUGCCCAUCAUCACCUCCCAUCUCUCGGAGGUCCUCAACUUCUGCCUGGGGGUGGCUAGAAACGUGGCCCUGGGUGAUGCGAUACGUGUGCGUAUUCUCUGCUGCCUCACUUUCUUGGUGAAAGUCAAGAGCAAGGCCUUACUGAAGAAUCGUCUUCUGCCACCUUUGCUGCACACCCUCUUCCCUAUAAUGGCUGCUGAGCCCCCCCUCGGCCAGCUGGAUCCCGAGGACCAGGAUUCAGAGGAAGAAGAGCUAGAAAUUGGACUGGCUGGGGAGACUCCCAAGCACUUUGCUGUACAGGUCGUGGACAUGCUGGCGUUACAUUUGCCCCCAGAGAAGCUCUGUCCCCUUCUGAUGCCCAUGCUGGAGGAGGCCUUGCGGAGUGAGAGCCCAUACCAGCGCAAGGCUGGGCUCCUGGUGCUGGCUGUGCUGUCUGAUGGAGCUGGCGACCAUAUCAGACAGAGACUGCUGCCUCCACUGCUGCAGAUCGUGUGCAAGGGCCUCGCAGACCCAUCACAAGUUGUACGCAAUGCUGCGCUAUUUGCCCUGGGCCAGUUCUCAGAGAACCUACAGCCUCAUAUCAGCAGCUAUUCAGGGGAGGUGAUGCCACUGCUCCUGACCUACUUGAAGUCGGUGCCUCCAGGGCACACACACCACCUAGCCAAGGCCUGCUAUGCCCUGGAGAAUUUUGUGGAGAAUCUCGGAUCUAAAGUACAGCCCUACCUUCCGGAGCUUAUAGAGUGUAUGCUGCAGCCCCUGAGGAGCCCCAGUAGCCCCCGGGCCAAGGAGCUGGCUGUGAGCGCCCUGGGGGCCAUUGCUACGGCUGCCCAGGCCUCCCUGCUGCCCUACUUCCCCACCAUCAUGGAGCACCUGCGGGAAUUCCUGUUGACAGGCCGUGAAGACCUUCAGCCUGUGCAGAUCCAGAGCCUGGAGACACUGGGGGUGCUGGCACGAGCAGUGGGGGAGCCCAUGAGGCCCCUGGCUGAGGAAUGCUGCCAGCUGGGGCUGGGCCUAUGCGACCAGGUAGACGACCCUGACUUGCGGCGCUGCACGUACAGCCUGUUUGCAGCCUUAUCGGGGCUGAUGGGUGAAGGCCUGGCCCCCCACCUGCAGCAGAUCAUCAUGCUCAUGUUGUUAUCGCUGCGUUCUACUGAGGGCAUUGUGCCUCAGUAUGACGGAAGCAGCUCCUUUCUUCUGUUUGACGAUGAGAGUGAUGAGGAGGAAGAGGAGGAACUCAUGGAUGAGGAUGAGGAAGAGGAGGAAGACUCUGAGAUCUCAGGGUACAGCGUGGAAAACGCCUUCUUUGACGAGAAGGAAGACACUUGUGCAGCCCUAGGGGAGAUCUCUGUGAAUGCCAGUGUGGCCUUUCUUCCCUACAUGGAGACUGUUUUCGAAGAAGUCUUCAAACUGCUGGAGUGCCCUCACCUAAAUGUGCGGAAGGCAGCACACGAAGCCCUGGGUCAGUUCUGCUGUGCACUGCACAAGGCUUGUCAGAGCUGCCCCUCAGAACCCAACACUGCUGCUCUGCAGGCUGCCCUGGCCCGGGUGGUGCCAUCCUACAUGCAGGCAGUCAACGGGGAGCGCGAGCGCCAGGUGGUGAUGGCUGUACUGGGGGCCCUGACUGGGGUGCUGCGCAGCUGUGGGGCCCUCACGCUGCAACCCCCCGGGCGCCUUGCUGAGCUCUGCAGCAUGCUCAAGACUGUGCUGCAGAGGAAGACAGCCUGUCAGGACUUGGAGGAGGAGGAGGAGGAGGAGGAAGAGGAGCAGGCUGAAUAUGAUGCCAUGUUGCUGGAGCAUGCUGGUGAGGCCCUCCCUGCCCUGGCAGCAGCAGCCGGGGGAGACGCUUUUGCCCCCUUUUUUGCUGGCUUUUUGCCAUUACUGCUUUGCAAGACGAAACAGGGCUGCACAGUGGCAGAGAAGUCCUUUGCCGUGGGGACUCUGGCAGAGUCCAUUCAGGGCCUGGGUGCUGCCUCAGCUCAGUUUGUGUCCCGGCUGCUCCCUGUGCUGUUGAGCACUGCCCGGGAGGCAGACCCUGAGGUGCGGAGCAAUGCCAUCUUUGGGCUGGGUGUGCUGGCAGAGCAUGGGGGUCGCCCCGCCCAGGAACACUUCCCUAAGCUGCUGGGGCUCCUGUUGCCCCUCCUGGCCAGGGAGCGCCAUGACCGUGUCCGAGACAACAUCUGUGGGGCACUCGCCCGCCUGCUUAUGGCCAACCCCACCAGGAAACCAGAGCCCCAGGUGCUGGCUGCUCUGCUGCAUGCCCUGCCCCUGAAGGAAGACUUGGAGGAGUGGGUCACCAUCGGGCACCUCUUCAGCUUCCUGUACCAGAACAGCCCUGACCAGGUUGUCGAUGUUGCUCCUGAGCUUCUGCGCAUCUGCAGCUUCAUUCUGGCUGACAAGAUCCCAGCAGACACAAAGUCCGCACUGCUGCUGCUCCUGACCUUCUUGGCCAAGCAGCACAACAACAGCUUCCACUCAGCACUGGGCUCAUUGCCUGACGACAAGGCCCAAGAGCUUCAGGCUGCCCUGGGCCUCACCUAGACUGCAGGCUGCAGCUGGGCCAGAGAGAAGAGCACCUCGUCCAGGCCCCCAGAUCAUCUCUUACCCCAGUUCUAGUACACACCUUACCAAAGAUUCUGGGACUCACACACCCAGCAGGAGACUCUCAGUCCUGCUUGCUGCCUUAUGGUUCUGGGACUCGAUCUGUUACACAGUGGGACAAUGCCAACGAUCCAUGACAUCAUACUGUAAUAAAGGCAGUUUCUUUUCUGCUUGAACA